AUGAGUAGAUAUGAGCGAGAUCGAAGUCCCGGUCAUGACCCUGAUAUCGUGAAGGGUUCAUACUCCCAAACGUCCCUUAGGUCACUACAUGAAUUAAAUUACAGGCAUCCUGCCGGUAUAAGCGGGCUUAACUCUGCAGGAAGUCCGCAGCAGUCGGUGGCAUCCUUAUCGCAAAUGCGGCUGGAAAGUUUAACUAAAGAUAAAAAUUGGGAGGAAGUGGAAGACUUUGGUCUGGAGGAGUUAAGAGACGGAUUUUUCGAUGCUGCAUUUACUAAACCAGAUAACAAAGGCAGAUAUCCGGACAGUGCCAUCGGUGACGAUGAUGAUACAGCAAGGAAAAAAUUGCAGUCAAGUUUUAGUAAUGUUUUCCACGACGUGUGGACGGCUGUCUAUAAGCCAAUCAUCCGUUUCCCAAGGGACCUUAGGGAGAACUGGGUAUCCUUAUUCAAGUUUUUCAUCGCCUAUUUUGUUGCAAUAGUGAUUUGCGUCAUCAGGCCGUCAGGUAAAUGGGUUGGCCACGAAUUCAGGUAUUUUCUUCCUAUUGCUGUACUCAUACACCAUCCGGUUAGAAACGUCGGUGUCCAACUGGAAAUGACUUUAAGUUCCGUAAUCGGCGCAAGUUUUGGCCUCGGGUGGUCCGCUUUGGCUUGGUAUGUGUCCACAGCGACGAAACCAGCCGCUAACUACCAGGGUGGGAUUCUAUUCCAAAGUCUCACCAUGGCUCUUUUUUUGGCCGUUUGGUUAAGAUCUAUUUAUCGCCGUUUUUUCUAUGUUGCUGUCUCGUUCUCCCUGUCUAUUAUUUUCACCCAUACGGUCCGAUUGGUCUCGUCUAAGAAAGAUUUGCAAUGGCAAAUUUUUUGGGAUUUCGGAAUCUCUUACUUGUUUGGCCUCCUGCUAUCUCUCUUGGUAUGUGUAUGCGUAUCUCCACAUGGUGGUAAUGCCGAGUUGAUGGAGCACUACACGGAGUGCCUACAAACCACAAAGUCUUUUUUAAUGGCAUUAGUUGAUACAGACUUGGUUAAUGACAAGGAAAAAAUAUACCAAGCACAAGUGAAAAUGGUGAAAACUUUGAACAUUGACCUGUCUCAAGGUUUUAGAGAUUUCGUUAACCAAUUGACGAUUUCUAGGUUUGACCUUCAAUCUUUGAAAAAUUUAAGGAAUUCCCUAACCGCGAUGGAAACUUCGUUAAGAGUAUUGCCCAUUGCCCCCAAGAUUUUUAGUGAUAUUGAGUUGAAAAAAAUGUAUGAAGAAUUAGAGAGAUACAGGUCGAACACUACUGACCCAAGUAAAGAGCAAAGUGUCAGCCCUGAAUCUUCUGGUCUACCAACAAGAGAAAAUACGCCCAAUGCCUUCAAUCCAAUCAGCCCAGGACUUUUAAAAAAUGAGAUCUAUAUAAACGCCUUAAAGUCAUCGUUUUCCAGAGGCAUUUUCAAUUUGAUACUGGAAAUGGUUUUUGUUUUGGAAAAAAUAUCAAGGGUAUUGAAGAAAUAUGAAUCUCAGACUCAAAAAUAUAACUCAGAGGAAUGCGCGAAGAUACUAGGUCAUUCCAAUUCUAAAUUGAAGAGGAAAAUUUAUAAACUAGAUGUUUGUUAUAAGGAUUUUGUUAACUCUAAUUUGUUCUCACAGGAACUACUAAACGAUGAAGAGUCUGUUGACAUUUUCUUGUUUCUGAGAUAUUUAAGAAACUCUGCAAGGCAACUAGUUACUGUCAUCCACGAUUGUCAAGUUCUAGGUGAAAACAUUCAUUGGAGAGUUGCCCUCCCAUCCUACCCUCUUUCUCGUGCCUUGACAAGAUUACCGAAACAGUGUGUUCUAGAUGAAGGUGCGGGAAAUGUUCUUCACUACUUCGAGGCCAAACGUGAUGUCGAUGAAAUUUUUGAAAGAGUGUACAACACUUAUACGUCCAGACAUAAGUAUAAUAAAGGCAAAGAAGAAGCAUUAAGGUACGACUCAAGUGCCGAUGACGACAAUGCCGAAUCAAAGAACAAUAAAAGUCGUCUUAUUUCCAUAAGAGCCAUUGACCAUAAUGACUUUAACUUCCAUACCACUCACAACCCCUGGCGGUUUAAAUUAUGGAAAUUAAGUAGGGUCAUAUCUGGGGAUGAAUGCAAGUGGGCACUGAAAGUUACCUUUUGCAUGAUCUUUUUGUGUUUGCCAGCCUGGUUACCUGAAUCCUACCACUGGUAUCAGGAACAUCACUGCUGGUGGGCUCCUAUUACAUUUUAUGUAUUAGCUCAUAGAAGGUAUUCUGGUAACUGGACGUUAGUGGUACGAAGAUUAAUUUGUGGUAUAAUAGGUAUCUUUUGGGGGUGGGCUGCAAAUCAAUCGAGACAUUUCGGUAGCCCAUAUGUGAUCUGUACAUUUGCCGGACUAAUUGUGGUCCCAUUCAGUAUCAACUUUCUAGUUUAUAAAAAUACCAAGUCAAGUUUCACCGCGUUAAUGUGCUUUACUGUAAUCGCUCUAGAACCAUACAGCAAACCCGAUAGACACCAUAACUUAUCGACGGCUGGUAUAUGGAAAUGCACUUGGGUUACAGGGUUGGCUCUUAUCAUUGGGAUUUUGAUGUCGGUCCCCAUCAAUUGGAUAGUAUGGCCUUUCAGGGCCAGAACAGAACUAAGAGAUAGUAUAUCAUCUUUAUUGGCACACUUAAGCCAAUCGUACCAAACGGUGGCGGACCGUUAUUUGUACAGAGAUGCAGAUGAUGCACCCACUGAUUUAACUUUUGCGUUCUCCCAUAUUCGUGAAGUCAGGCUGACUCAAAGUCUUGAAGCGAUCAGAGAACUUUUGAAAAAGGCGCGUCAUGAACCAAUUCUUAUUUCAAAUUUCAGUCCUGAGAAAUAUAUAAGUCUAAUUGAUUCAUGCCAAUUUUUGUUGUCCAAGAUUAUUGAAUCUAGAAUCUCAGGUGCAUUUUUCGAAAUAUGGGACCAGGAUUUCGAUAUCGAAACCACAAGAGCGUUGUUAUCGUUACGGAGGGACAGUGUCUCAUCUGUGAUUUUUGUUUUUUACAUCUUAUCCAAUUGUUUCAGGUCAAAGAACAAGAUUCCGCGCUAUUUACCAAACCCAAUUAUGUCACGUAAGAAGCUAUAUCACUUCAUCAAGAAGUUCAGUGAAAUGCAGGACCAAUCACACUCGAAUAUAAAUUCGGGAUCCAAUUCUAUGGAAAAAAAUUUAUUCAAAAAGAUAUACCAGCAAAAGAUUCCAAACCCAGGGCAGCAACAACUACCUCUGCCUUCGGUUGCUAACAGCACCGAAAUAGAUAGUGAAAAGAUGCAUUGGACCGAAGUUCACGGCAUUGCAUUCUCGAGAGCGUUUACGGAUAUAUCUGAGGCAUUGUACCAGGUAGCGAGCUGCGCAAAAGAUAUAUUGGGCGAAGAAGACUUUUAG
Messenger RNA from Saccharomyces eubayanus, 3384 nucleotides. It is a transcript of the gene BRE4, whose product is annotated as Bre4p. The record is from RefSeq and is a predicted model, not a curated record. NCBI's taxonomy places the organism in Eukaryota, Fungi, Ascomycota, Saccharomycetes, Saccharomycetales, Saccharomycetaceae. The transcript has a single exon. The coding region runs from base 1 to 3384 and encodes 1127 amino acids.